Marchantia polymorpha subsp. ruderalis is the source of this 2448-nucleotide messenger RNA. NCBI's taxonomy places the organism in Eukaryota, Viridiplantae, Streptophyta, Marchantiopsida, Marchantiales, Marchantiaceae. The record is from the annotation of a GenBank genome assembly.
GCAAGAAUUGCGGUGUACAAAGUGUGCUGGAACUUGGGUGGUUGUACUUUUGCAGAUGUGUCUGCAGCAAUAGAUGAGGCCAUCGCCGAUGGGGUCGAUAUCAUCAGCAUUUCCAUCAGUGGCUCCAAUGAUCUCCCCUUCUAUCAGGACCCCGUGACCAUAUCCGCUUACCAAGCCAUGAAAGCUGGCAUUGUCGUCGCCUUCGCUGCAUCAAACAACGGCCCAACUGCCAAGACCGUCAACCACGUCGAGCCCUGGAGUGUCACCGUCGCUGCCACCUCUCACGAUCGUUUCAUCGGCUCCGAGGUUUUCAUCAGACUCGCUGACGGUCUUCAACCUCGUCUCCGGCUCAGGGGCGCAACGCUCAACAGUAAUGCUACCACGACCGCUCCGUUGGUGCUGGCGAGUGAAGUUAAACUUGCAAACGCAAGUAUUCCCCUCGCCACGUCGUGCUUCAAGUCCUCGCUGGACCCGGAACAAGUGGCGGGGAAGAUCGUGUUCUGCUUGAAACUCUCGCCUCUCGAGAUCAUUACUAGCAAAGCAGAGGAGGUUCUGAAUGCCGGAGGAGUUGGUAUGAUCGUCGGAAACGGAUGGUCGCUUGGGGACCACACCGUGGAGGCCGAGGAAUUCGUCCUCCCGGCGGUUUAUAUCACGGCAACCGACUCUCAGCGUGUGCAGGACUUCUUGACCAGAUGUGACCUGGACUCUUGUAAUUUCAGAAAUACAAGAGCCACCAUCUUCACGGGAAAGACAUGGUUGGGAGUGAGGCCAGCUCCGGUCGUUGCUGAAUUCUCAUCAACCGGUCCCAGCGGAGUAACCCAGGACAUACUUAAGCCCGACAUUGCUGCACCCGGAGUAAAAGUGCUGGCAGCAUGGAUAGAUGGUACUUACAACGCCAUCGAUGGAACUUCCAUGGCCACCCCGCACAUCUCAGGGGUGAUUGCUCUGAUUAAGUCCAUUCAUCCCAAAUGGAGUCCAGCUGCAAUCAAGUCCGCCAUCAUGACCACAGCUAUCACUGUCGACAACUCCAACCACAAAAUACAAAAUAUUCAGAACAAACCGGCGGGACCAUUUUCGACGGGAUCGGGGCUGGUGAAUCCGAAUGCUGCGGUCGACCCGGGGCUGGUGUACGAGGCAGGGCCCCGGGAUUACACUUUAUUCCUGUGCGCGCUCAACUACACGGACCAAAUGGUGGAGGUGGUCACGGGAGAGCCCAAUUCGUGCAGCAGCCAGAAGUUCUUCCCCUCAGCCAGCAGCCUCAACUAUCCGUCGGUCUCGAUCGGCGACCUCAAGAAAAUCACCACCGUCACCCGCAGAGUGACCAACGUGGGCGCAGCCAGAAGCGUCUACAAGGUCAGCAUCCAAGCUCCCAAGGGCGUCAAAGUGUCGAUCUCGCCCUCGCGUCUGUCGUUCAGCAAUGUCUACGAGACCAAAUCCUUCAACAUCCGACUGCAGCGGACGCUGAAGACGGACGCCGAUUCCGAGACGUACGUGUUCGGCAGCUACACGUGGUCCGAUGGCCGGCACAAGGUGAGAAGCCCCAUCGUCGUGGGCCAUCAACCACAAUAGGUUCCGGCGGGCUGUUCAGUGAGAACAGAGCCGGGGAAAUUAAAUGAGACAUUUGAUUUAGUUAGCAGGAUUUCCAGCGCCCGCUGUUGGCGCAGCCACAGUAAAAAUUAGUUAGGACGAUAUUCGUCGAUCAUGCGGAGCAGCUCAGUAGAUCGAUCUGCUCGUCGUGGUCCUUUGGGUGGGUGCUAUCGUGACGUCAAAAUUCUGAUACCUCGCGGGGCUGACCCUUGUCCCCUGAUCGAUCACAUGCGGCAUACCCGCCUUUCCUUCCUUCUUUCCUUCCUUACGAAUGUGCUCGAAAAAAGCUCUCAGCUUCUAUAGGUGCCUGAUCAUGGCGCUCUGCUGCACAUGUGGUCGGAUUCCGAUGUUCGAUUCGGUGUAGAUUAACCUCAUCCAACUUAUUGAAGGAUCGUGGAUUUCGGUGGAAGUGUUUCCAUCCACUCCAUCCGGCAUCCACGAGGCUCUGAUCUUCGAGCACUCGUUGAUCAGCAACACGCGCUUCUGCAGGCACUUCUGAAAGUCUGAAUCUCUUCAAACCUUGUAGAUUUAGAAAAAGAAAAAAUUGAUUGGUCACAAACAUUUCACAGCAAGAGAACUGCAUACCGAGGGAGGGGAAACCAGGUGAGGGACGGAGACUUCCAAACUAGCUCCAGGAGCGGAACAAGUCACUUGGCUUUACUUACAAGGAGGGGAUCUGAAAAUGACCCCAACAAUCAAUCAAUUUCCCAUUCAUGAAGCUAUUCAGAUUGGUAAUGUGACCGAUCCAUAUUUGAAGUUUUCCUAUGUACCUAGUUGCCAUGUGCUCAUAUAAAUAUAAAAGUGUCGAUCGCAUUGAUGUAUAAUUGUGAAAAAUCAUGCCACUCCAAAUUGCUCUUUCUG